AUGGCUAGCAACUACGAGAACACAUCAAGCAGCACGCCGGGCCUAACGGUGGGUCCCCAGCGGAACCAAUCGAUAGCCCCUGACUGUCGGUCUGCUUUCAACGAUAAAGCAGUAGUUGUGGGCUUAUACGGAGUUCCCGGAUCCGGUAAGACCUUUCUACUGAACCAGCUGAAGCAAGAAUUCGGGCAAGAGCAUUUCGAGUUCUACGAUGGCGCGAAGAUGAUUGCUAAUCUUGUCCCCGGCGGACUCGACGCAUUCCAGAAACUGGAAGAGCAAGAGAAGGUGCAUUGGCGCCAGCUUGCUAUCGACACGAUCGGAAAGGAAUGCGCCGACAGCGGGCGAGUCGCAGUCGUGGCUGGACACUUCAUGUUCUGGCCCGAGGAGACGGAAGCUGGACAGCCAGUGUAUACUAGGAACGACUUGGACACAUUCACGCACAUCCUCUACUUGGAUGUUCCUGCCGAACUUGUCGCGCAGCGUUGUUUGAACGACACAGAGAGGAGUCGUGCGUCUGCGUCCAUCAACCAUCUACGCAGGUGGCAGCAGGCCGAAAAGACCCAGCUGCGCCAUCUCUGCUACCAUCAUGGCAUUUUGUUCUCGCUCGUAUCCCCGCAUCCGACGUUGCUGAACAAAGUCUCGACGCUGCUACGCGAUUUCCGACAUCAUACCGAGGAGUAUAACCUGUCUCGCGCCGAAAGCAGGAUGGAAGAGGUCCUUUUAGCAGGCCAAGGACAGCUGGAGACAGUGUUGGUCAUGGACGCCGACAGGACCUUAGCUGUAAAGGACAGUGGUGCGUUGUUCUGGAAGAUGGUCUCUAACUCUCGGCAGUCGGGGGACGAAGAACGUUGGUUGAAGACGUUAUUCAGCAGCCCGUUGGGUUAUUCGUACACUGCCUUUCGCCAGGCCGCUUUGCUCUAUGAAGAGGUGGCCAACGAUCAGGAGUUUAAUGCCUUUUGCGAAAACGUAGCGUCAGCGGUGGCUAUGUAUCCCGAGUUUGUGUCGCUAUUGCAGCUGGUAGCAGGACAAGAACAUGUUGGCGCAAUAGUUGUUACCUGUGGGCUGCGCGGUGUUUGGGACAAAGUCCUGGAGAGAGAAGGUCUGUCCAAGACGGUGAAAGUCAUCGGCGGAGGACGUAUCGCAGACGGGUUCGUUGUUACUGCUGCAGUGAAAGCCGCCAUGGUUGCCCGUUUAAGAGACAUCCACCACAUGUACGUUUGGGCGUUUGGAGAUAGUGUGCUGGACCUGCAAAUGUUAAGGAAGGCAGAUCAAGCUAUUGUUGUGGUCGGCGAGGAGCAGACCAGGAGUAAGACCAUGGACGCAGCAUUAUUAAACGCCAUCGACAAUGGCGGUCUUUCAGCACAACAAGUUUUGCUGCCCAGCAAUGUGUCACCACGUCUAGACACCACCAAGCUUCCCCUAAUCCAGCUCACGGACCCCGAGUUCAUCGAUUAUAUUAUCCGCCGUAGCAGUCAGCAUCCUCUCCAAGUACUCCAUGCAACAGACAGAAAUGCCGCCAAGCUACUCAUGACGCCGAUGCGCGAUGCAACGGUUGCCGGCCCGGUCCUGCGGGAAGCCCAUCGCCGUGUCGGAUGGUAUCUGGCGACGGAAUUCUUGGCAGAAAUGAUUGGGGUGGAGGAGUAUCCAAUUCCGCACGUACAGGGCUAUCAGACCAGUGGAUAUCGACUUUGCCGCGAGAAGAAGACAUCAAUUGUGGCGCUAAUGCGUGGCGGAGAAGCCAUGGCUUUCGGCGUUAAUGAAGCCUUCCCGAGCGCGAUGUUCGUCCACGCCAAACGUCCCGAGGACAUCGAGCCCCACCAUCUGUUGCAACAACGCACCGUUGUGUUAGUCGAUUCGGUGGUGAACAGCGGCAAGACAGUAGUGAACUUUGUGCAACACAUCCACAGUCUGCACGCCACUAUUCACAUUGUGGUCGUUGCCGGCGUUGUCCAAGCCCAGUCAGUUUCUGAGGGCAGCCUAGCCCAGGCGCUCGCCUGUCACGCAAAUUUCAGCCUUAUUACACUUCGCCUCUCUGACAACAAGUUCACCGGCAGAGGCACUACAGACACCGGUAACCGUCUCUUCAACACGACGCAUCUACCAUGA
This is a messenger RNA of Hyaloscypha bicolor E, 2103 nucleotides long. RefSeq lists its product as uncharacterized. Gene Ontology annotation, cellular component: cytoplasm. The transcript has a single exon. Bases 1 to 2103 code for a protein of 700 amino acids. Gene Ontology annotation, biological process: dephosphorylation; L-serine biosynthetic process. NCBI's taxonomy places the organism in Eukaryota, Fungi, Ascomycota, Leotiomycetes, Helotiales, Hyaloscyphaceae. Gene Ontology annotation, molecular function: magnesium ion binding. The record is from RefSeq and is a predicted model, not a curated record.